Sander lucioperca (pikeperch) is the source of this 5455-nucleotide messenger RNA. It is a transcript of the gene oga, whose product is annotated as O-GlcNAcase. NCBI's taxonomy places the organism in Eukaryota, Metazoa, Chordata, Actinopteri, Perciformes, Percidae. The transcript has 18 exons. The record is from RefSeq and is a predicted model, not a curated record. The coding region runs from base 369 to 3128 and encodes 919 amino acids. Gene Ontology annotation, molecular function: beta-N-acetylglucosaminidase activity. Gene Ontology annotation, biological process: glycoprotein metabolic process.
AGUCCUAUGAGCAUGCGCACUCUGUGUAAACAGGAAGAACUGACUGAAAACCAGGGCAAAUCUAGCAUAAAGAGAAGAAAAUGAUCGGACAAAAACGAACGAAUAUCUUGUUUUUCCUUAUAUAUUAACCACCAUAAAUGUUGUCCUAUAACACCAGAUGGUAAUUUCGAUUACAUCGUGUAGAAGCAGUUGCUACUUUUUCGACAUUUUUGAUAGACGGUAUUAACGUUAACGUUAGACAGACAGGCAGUGACGCGAUUUAUUUCCUCCAGGCUUUGCUUGGCGAAUUUGUCUGCUGAACAACAGACAUAAAAAUAACUCGCUGCUCUCUGAAUUUGGCGACUUUACACCGAGGGAAAUCUCUAACAAUGGUUCAAAAAGAUAAGACGCUGGAGACGCCUCAAGUGGACGGUGAGCCUAGUCCCAGCCCAGUCUCCGGAGAUGCUUGUGCAGAGGCCCCCGGCCCGGGUGAUGAGUGCGGCAUUGGAAUCGAACCGACGGCCCACAGGAAAUUCAUCUGUGGAGUUGUGGAAGGCUUUUAUGGUCGACCAUGGACAAUGGAACAGAGAAAAGAGUUGUUCACAAGGCAGCAGAAGUGGGGACUGAAUACGUAUCUUUAUGCACCCAAAGAUGACUACAAACACAGAAUGUUCUGGAGAGAGUUGUACUCUGUGGAAGAAGCAGAGCAACUCAUGACUUUAAUUGGUGCUGCUAAGGAGCGUGGGAUAGAGUUCAUAUAUGCUAUUUCCCCUGGACUGGACAUCACCUUCUCCAAUCAGAAAGAGGUGUCUGCACUCAAGAGGAAACUCGAUCAGGUCACUCACUUCGGCUGCAAGUCAUUUGCCUUACUUUUUGACGAUAUUGACCAAAACAUGUGCCCUGCUGACAAAGAGGUGUUUAGCUCAUUUGCACACGCUCAGGUUUCCAUUACCAACGAAAUCUACCAGUACCUGGGAGAGCCCGAAACCUUCCUCUUCUGUCCCACAGAGUACUGUGGAACAUUCUGCUACCCAAAUGUCCCUCAGUCCCCUUACCUCCACACAGUAGGAGAGAAGCUUCUGCCUGACAUUGAAGUGCUAUGGACAGGCCCCAAGGUGGUGUCCAAAGAUAUAACAGUGGAGUCAAUUGAGGAGGUGUCAAAAAUCCUAAGAAGAGCCCCUGUGAUCUGGGACAACAUUCACGCCAAUGAUUAUGACCAGAAGAGGCUUUUCUUGGGUCCAUACAAGGGCCGCUCCACAGAGCUCAUCCCCAGGCUGAAGGGAGUCCUCACCAACCCUAACUGCGAGUUUGAGUCCAACUUUGUAGCGAUCCACACUCUGGCCACAUGGUAUAAGUCAAAUAUGAACGGGGUGCGCAAGGAUGUGGUUAUGACAGAUGGCGAGGACAGCACAGUCUCCAUUCAGAUCAAGUUAGAGAAUGAAGGCAGUGAUGAAGAACUGGAGACAGAUAUGCUCUACAGCCCGCAGCUUGCUCUAAAACUGGCUCUCACCGAAUGGCUCGAGGACUUUGUUGUGCCACAUCAAUACAACAGCCGACAGGUACCUCAGAGUGGUGCCAAAAGCACAGCCAUCGACGUGUCAUCAAUGGCUGCUUCCUCUCUCUGCUCUUCCACAACAGUCACAACUGUGUUCCAGCAGCCCAUCAUGUCUCCGGCCAUGCCGCCUCUCGGUCUGGAUCCACUCUCACACCCCAUGGCAAAAAGACCUGGGGAGGUAGAGGAGGUGGAGGUGGAGAAGAAGGAUUCAGAUGAGGAGCCCAUGGAGAUGGUGGUUGAGAAGCUUGAUGAGCCAGAAGCAGAAGCUGACCCAGAGGAGAAGCAGAUUGGUCCUAUCUUAGCUGACAAGAUGGCUGAGGACCUGAAGCCCAUGGAUACAGACAAGGAGAGUCUGACAGAGUCAAAGUCCCCUGAAGGGUCUAUCCAGGAGGACCCUGGGAGUGAUAUCGCCCCUAUGCAGACAGAUGAUCAGCUCAAGCAGGAUGUGUUUGUGCCUGGGCCCAACGAGAAGACCCUGUUCACAGCAGAGCCCCUCACACUGGAGGACCUGACCUUGCUGGCAGAGCUCUUCUAUCUGCCUUAUGAGCAUGGACCCAAGGCCAUGCAGAUGUUAAAGGAGUUUAACUGGCUAAGAGCCAACAGCAGCGUCGUCAGUGUCAACUGCAAGAGAAAGGAAACUGAAAAGGUAGAAGAAUGGCAAUUAAGGGCAGAGAAGUUUGAGGAGAUGUGCUGCUCAGUCAUCCAGAUGUUCACACGGCUGUCCAAUUCAGCCAACCGCACCAUCCUUUACGACCUCUACUCUUACAUCUGGGACAUCAAGAGCAUCAUUUCUAUGGUCAAGUCUUUUGUCCAAUGGCUAGGGUGUCGUAGUCAGUCCUCAGCACAAUUCCUUAGAGGAGACCAAGAACCCUGGGCCUUUAGGGGCGGUCUAGCAGGAGAGUUCCAGAGAUUGUUGCCAAUAGAGGGGGCAAACGAUCUUUUCUACCAACCUCCACCUGCAAUGCCAACCUCCAAAAUCUAUUCCAUAAGGCCAUACUACCCCAAAGAUGUGACUGCGAUUUAUAAAAUCUGUAAAGAAAUGUACUGUGAAGGAAUGGAGGAUAUACCAGUCUCUGAUAAGGAUCCUGACCUCAUAGGAGACAGGUUAGUCGGAGGUCUCCUGGCACUGAGUUCAGACUACGGGUUUGUGCUAGAGGACGAUGAAGGGAUCUGCGGUUAUGCUCUUGGCACUGUGGAUGUCCAGCCCUUUGUCAAGAAAUGCAAGUUGAACUGGAUUCCCUUCAUGCAAGAGAAAUACCUCAAACCUGACUGUGAGAAGGACCUCACAGAGGCUGAGAAGAUGAUGCUGAGUUUCCAUGAAGAGGAGGAGGGUCUUCCAGCCUCUUUCCUCUCCAACUUCCCCUCUCUCAUCAAGGUUGACAUUCACGCCAAGGUCACUGACCCCAGUGUGGCCAAAAGCAUGAUGGGAUGUCUUCUAUCUUCUCUUAAGGCCAACGGUUCCCUAGGUGCGUUCUGUCAGGUUCGUCAGACUGACAAGAGAAUGUUGGACUUCUACGGUAAGCUGGGAUGCUUUGAAGUGGCCAAAAUGGAAGGCUUUCCCAAAGAUGUCAUCAUUAUGGGACGAAGCCUAUGAAGAAACGUCCUGCUCGAUAACAGACAGAGAGCAAGUCAACGUGGCUUAACCAUGUUUGCUACGUUCAUGAGAAAAACUUCCAUGAUGAUUUUAUACUACAUUACUAUCUGGGCUAGCCCGGGAAACCUCUUUUUACCUUAGAUGUUAUGGCUCUGUUGGAUUCAGCAGACCCAAAGCUAAAAGGCAGAGGAGUGAUCUGUAAUCAGUUGAUUUGAGCCAACGUGGAAGAGUGGCACUCCAGCAAUGAUUGUGGGGUCCCACUACUCGUAUACCUCCAGGAGGCAGGAAGUGAUAACUCCAUAAGCCUUUUUUCUGAUUUAAUCCAGUAAUCACUACAUUAAUAUUGCCCGCGUGCCCUAACGCAAAGUGUCUGUAUCUGAAAUGGAGGCAGAGCUGUGAAAUGAGGGCUGCCUGUAUCUCAGGUAGUGUCUUACUACCCCUACAUCCUGCUUUCCCAGCUUUGACAGAGAGAAAUAACGCAGCUGUCGAUAUAAGUAGGACACCUUUAUACAGGAUGUGAGGUGCUAUGUGAAAGUUUGCCUUUCAUCAUUACAUCAUGGUAUUUCCAGUUGCUCCACAAUAGACUUGGAGAAAGAGGCCUUUUAAAUGCCGUGUUUCGAUCAAUGCUGUGUCUGCACUGCAAAUUGUAGCUUUUGGGGUUUGUGAAACCCUCAAUAAAAGAUCAUCACAGACCAGCAAGGGGAAAGUAUUUGUUGAGAUUGUUAAAGACUCAUCCAGCAGGGCCUCUGAAUUUCCGUUCAAGUAGUAGUAGUAGACAUUUGGAAAGCAGUAACAAGCUUCCACAAGUUGACAAACAUGGUUCUCAGCCUAUUUCUGUUCAGCACUUUGCUUGUGGCCAUUUUUCUUUUUUUUCUUUUUUCUUUUUUUAUAAUUCAGCAGUUUUUUUGCUUUGGGUUUAUUUCCCUUUGAGCUAUUGCCUUUUGGUUCAUUGCCUUUUAGAUUUUAGGUUUACAUUGCAGACCCCAGUGUCUUCUGUUUUAAAGGCUUUCUAACAUGUAUCAGUCAGAUAUAGCUAGAGAAGGGGGAUUUUAGGACAUUGGCCUUGUUGCUCAAAUUCCAGAGAUGUAUUCUGACAUUGACAGUCACAUGUCACAAGAAUCCUUCAGUAAACCUAAGAUGACUGUCAGAGAAAGUUCAGACCAUCUAAUUAAGUUAUGUCAAAUUAAUUUAAGCAGUUACUCUUUAACAGAAUGAACUCAAAUUCACAUUUUCUGAUAGCAGUGCGACCAAAAUCUUGAUAUUCUUAUCUGCUAUUAAGAAGAAACAUGUAACAUUUGACUGGCACCAGUUUACAUUAGAAUACAUUAGUUCAAAAUAAGUAAGAAUCCUGAAGAUUUGGAAGGAUUAAUAAUUCCCGCUGUCACUUUUUUCUUAACCACUAAGCAGGGCUAUGUUCUUGUGUUCAUGUGCUGUGCUGAUCUUUUGCUUGUCAUUGGUAAUAGAAAGAAAAAUCAGUUUACCUCUGUCAGCUUGCAUCCCUCCAACACUGCAUACUCUCAAAUGAAUGUCUUCUCAGAUGAGCCUUGGUGAGCACCCUUGUACCCCAUCACCAAAGUGGCACUGAGCUGUACUUGUAGGGACUUGGAGCAGAAAUCCCUAUGUAGGCCUUUUCCUAUGUGUCCAUUGAAUGUUUUAUAUGCUGACGCAUUUCCCAUUUGUUUUUGUAAAUCUUGUGUAGUUAACUAAAAAAAAGGACUUAUAAAUAGGAGUGUUCCGUUUGUAACAUAAGGGUCAUCAGUUGCUCUUCAGUAGCUGCCUGCCAAUGUGAUGUUUUGAUACUGUGUACAUUCAUAAUGUGCAUGAGGUGUAUUGGAUUUGCCGUGGCGGUCAUUAGAAUAACCUCAUCUUAUGCUACAUAGAGGAAGAAGCAUGCCACUCAACUCUAUGAGUAUGAUACUGUAGUUCGUAGACAGUCUGUAAACACUGUCAAUCAUAAAGUGUUAUUUUGUAUAUGUUCAUUGGAAUUGUGGCUAGUUUUCUGUUGUCCUUUAAGGAAUACAAAGUGCUGACCUUGAAGGCGUGAAUCUGACCAACAGAUCUGCUGUCCCUCUUCUGAAACAACAGCAGAAUUUUCACUCUUGUUUUAAACGGUUCAUGUUGCAGUUGGUCGAUGCUCAAGCUUUCUUCCUCUUCCCACCGGUUUAAUAGAAAUGGGCUGUGACUGAGGGGAAAAAGCUCAAAUUGUACAUUUUGAUUAUCUGAGUUUAGGGUUGGGUUGGGGGGGGGUCAUAAAAGUGACAGUUUACCAAUGUAAAAUUUGUAUGUAAGAUACAUUAGAUUCAAAACUAAUAAACCAUAAUAAGUUC